This is a messenger RNA of Cryptotermes secundus, 6400 nucleotides long. RefSeq names its product PHD finger protein 12. The transcript has 17 exons. Gene Ontology annotation, molecular function: transcription corepressor activity; protein binding. Gene Ontology annotation, biological process: negative regulation of transcription by RNA polymerase II. The record is from RefSeq and is a predicted model, not a curated record. Gene Ontology annotation, cellular component: nucleus; Sin3-type complex. The coding region runs from base 219 to 3485 and encodes 1088 amino acids. Lineage: Eukaryota; Metazoa; Arthropoda; Insecta; Blattodea; Kalotermitidae.
CAUCAAUUUGCGCCAACAGGGAAUGCAGAAAUUUGUUGUGAUUUCUUUAAUUUUUUUCUUUUGGAUUCGAGUAAUGUUUUUAAAAAUAAAAAGAUUCAGGACGUGUAGCCUAGUCUGCGAAGGACAGAAGAUACAUUUUUAUGAUUUUACAGAGGAUGAAAGGCACCUAAUCUGUUGUAAAUAAUCUAGUAACGUUCAAACAUACGUUAUAAUCCAUAAUGGCUACCGUGGAGUAUGAUCUGGAUACUUCAGGGGGACUUAUGCCCCAAAUACAAGCGCUUAUUGCUCCUCCUAUAAGCGACGAAGCUGCAAAAGCCAAGAAAAAGGAAGGGAAAGAACUUCAUCCCUAUUAUAAACGACCAGGGAAAGGUCAUAAUCAUGACUGUUGUGAUUCUUGUGGCGAAGGAGGAGAUCUUCUAUGUUGUGAUAAAUGUCCAGCUUCGUUUCAUCUUCAGUGUCACGACCCUCCACUUGAUGAGGCAGAUAUUCCAAUUGGUGAAUGGCUGUGUCAUUGCUGCAGGCUCUCUGCUGUUAAGGUGGAUAAUACAGCAUCAGAUACCAGUAUUAGUGUAAAAAAUGAAGUAAAGUUGCCAAGAGAAGUUAAAGAAGUCAUGCAUUUGAAGUCUUUGUGGGCAGAAUUGGCUCCUUCCACACCAACAUGUAGAGGACGCCUACGAGGGAAAAGGGAGACAGCAGAGGUAUCCAUAAGUGAGAAACGACCAAGGAAGGAUGAAAGUUCUUCACUGGUCUCACAUCCUAUGGAUGUAUUGGUGAAAGCUGCAUCGGCCAUGAACCCAAAGCAGUUUGAAUUACCCAGAGAAAUGGGAAUGAGUAUUCCAUUUCCAGGAACAGAUAAGGCACCUGGUCCAAGUAAAAUUACCAGCAGACGGAAUUCUGUGGCUAAGAAGAAACCAUAUGAAUUGGAUAACGGGUUGGUUCCUCUUCCUGUGAAAGUGUGUUUUGAGUGCAGGAAGAGCUGCCGGAAAGCUCCUCUUAUUGCCUGUGAUUACUGCCCCCUGCUGUUUCAUCAGGAUUGCCUUGAUCCUCCACUCACAUCCUUACCUGCAGGCAGAUGGAUGUGUCCAAACCACCCGGAACAAUAUUUAGAUUGGAAGUUACUGAUGUCUUGUAGUGCUACAGAGCGAUUGAAAUUGUGGGAUCGUUAUGCUGGACCUAUAGACCAGGAUGCUGUAAAAGUGGAGUUUUUCAGGAAAUCACACAGAAGAAACCCCCCUUUUAGAUUCAAGGUUAAACUACCACCGAGAAAUAGAGUCAGAGUUCCUCAUGCAGUCAAGGAACAGUACAGGUUUCCUCUGCCUCUUAUCCCCUCUUUACGUGACAUUCUGAGAGAAGGGGAAUACCAAACAGGUGUUGCAGAAAGGAGAAAUAUUUCCUUUGGAAAUGUUGAGGGGCGAAAGGCAACUCCAGAGGAACAAGAACAAUGGUUGAGCAGUGUUGUGGCACUUCAGACCAGCAUUGCUUGUCACUUAUCAACUCAUAAACUGCAGGAAGUACAAAAAUCAGCCGGUAUGAUUACAGACAGUGAACAUGUUAUCACAAAGUCUUCUCAUUCUUCAACACUGGACAGUGUCCCAAUGUCACCAGCAGAUAUUUGUAGCAGUAGUGGUGACAGCAACAAUAGCAUCAGCAACAGCAAUAACAACAACAACAACAACAACACAGUGAUAACAGGUUCUUCAAAUAGUGCAUGUUGCAGUAGUAAUUCAGGACUCCCCCUCGUAAGCCAUAACAAUGGGAGUCCAGCACGGACGUUUGUAAUGAAUGGCAGUUUACAACUAGAAUCUGCGCCAUGCAAUAGAACAUUUGGAUUAGUGAAUGGACCAAUAUCAUUGCUCAAAGAUAAGCAAGUGUUUUCAUCUUCCUUAACGAAUCCUUCACAACAAAAUGGGAAGUUCAUUAGUAAUAGUAAUAAUAGCAACAAUCACAAUAGUCACCGGAACAAUAACAGUAAUGUGAAAGAAGAUACAAACAUAGUGAGUGCUCAGUGUCAGAAGACUUGUGCUGGGUUUGGUGGUACCAUAAUUCAUCAUAGUAGUAACAACAACAAUAAUAAUAGCAUCAAUGAUAACAAUAACAACAGUAAUAAUAAUAGUAACCAUAACCAUACUGGCAGCAGCAGCAACAAUAACAACAGCAACAGUAGCAGCAGCAGCAACAACAAUAACAACAACAACAUGAGUAGUAAUAAUAAUAAUAAUAAUAAUGGUGCUGGGAGCAAGUGUGUUGGAGGACCAACAAACCAGAUAGUAACAACAAAAGUUGUUAAACCAGGCUCAUCAUCGAUCUUACAGCCUCGUUAUGGUUGCCCACUGACAUCAGUAGUACGACCACAGGUUGGAAAGCUCGCUGUUGUAGCCACAACGCAGCAAACAUCAGUAGCUCCUUCAGGGACAAAACUGGUCACUCUCAGAACUGCAGGGAAGUGUAGUCCAACAUCAAAUCUUGUGGUAAAUUCCUUCUCGAGUAAGGGUUCAGUUACAACACUUACCACACCAUCAGCUGUUGCCAAUCUCAGUACACAGCUUCAGGCUAUGUUGGUUGGAUCCGCUGAUAAUGAGCUCAGCAAAUUAGAUGAGAGGUUAAUUCAUUUGUUGGCAUACCAAAGGCUUCAGCAGCUUCUCCCUAACACUGCUUCCCCAUCAACUUCACCUGACCCUCAGCCAGCAUCAUCCCCACCCAUCAGCUCUGUUCCACUAUCUCCUACCCCAUGUACUUCAUCACAAACCACACAACCUAAUGUCACCAACCCUGUGCCAGCAAUUGCCAUGCAUCAUCAGCCUCACAUUGUGCAGGCAAGGGCAAUUCUUUGCCCACUUACUUGUCGAGGAUCACCAUGUUCUAUGCCUUACCGAACUCUGACAGUUGGAACAGGUGCUGAUAUGGAUGUGGUGUUGGUCAAUUAUGGUCACUGUAAUUUUGUUUCACCAAAACAUGCCUCAAUAUUUUAUGAUGAGACAACAAAACAUUAUGAGCUUUUGAACUACAGUGAACAUGGAACAACGGUGGAUAAUGUUCUGUACUCCUGUGAUUUUUCUGAAAAAAUGGGUCCACCACAGCCUCCACUAGGGCCUUCUAAACUUAAUCCACUUGUCAAAACAAUCCGUGAGAUUGUGGACAAGAGAAGAGGUGUUCGAAGAAAAAUGCAAGAGGCUGAGGAAGAAGCCACACUCUCCUUCAUGACAGCUAGAUCUGGCAAGGAUUCACGGAAAUGCAGUUGUCGUACAAGCAGCUCGAGCCUGAUAGGUGGAAGUGGAGCAGGAUGGGAAGGUACGGCACUUCUCAAUCAUGGUUCCUACAUCAAGUUUGGCUGCCUUCAGUUUGUGUUCAGCAUUACGGACUUUGCUUCAGCAGCAGCUGCAUCUAGUAACACAAAACAUCAGGCUCUUGCAGAAUGUGUUGAAACCUGUGCCUCGUUAUCAUCUGCAGCAAAGCAGAUCUCUGAUGUUGGUGAGCAGCCCUCAUAGCAUUUGUUGAGCUUAAUGGGGACUCGAGCAUGUUUAUUCAAGAAACUGUGAUGUUGAUGUUUCUGUGUAUGGACACGUGUGUUGAGGAGUUGCUUUGGAUGGAGAGAAGUACCCCCUGUCACAGGGUGGCUAUAGAGUAUGUACUUUUUUCAUAUCAUAUCAUAGUGAGUAAUUUCAGACAGAUUCAUAUGAAAUAUUUGUCUUUUGAUUAUUUUAAUGGUGCUUUUGUAUUAUUUUAGUGUAGUGAUAUUUGUGCUGGAGACUGAAAUUACAGAAUGUAUUUUCUAAAAAUAUAUAGUAAGCAAUUAUUAUUUUAAAAGAAGUAACAGAACUGUUGGCUUCUCCAGAGGGACUCAGUUUCAUGGAGUUAGCUAGCUAGUUAGCAGUAAUAGUCACUUUAUGGUUUCCUAAUGACAUGUAAAAUUUAUAAAUACAAUUUUUCGUCACAUUUUCCCUGACUCAAGUGCAGUUACAUGUCAUGGUGUACAGUGCGGUAAGAAAUAUAUAAAAAUUACUGAUUUGAAAACAGUUUCUUUUAACUUGGGAUUUCCUGAAGAAAUGUGGAAAUAGUAUUUUCAGAGUGCUGGUUUCAUUACUUGGAAAUAUGUUUCAGAUUUCCAUUCCAGUAUUAGGAUUUUAUACAAGAAGAUCACUGUAUGUCUGAUGGUUUAAUGUGUUGAUCCUCUGAGUAAUUGUGGUCAAGUCUGGUGCAUAGUGUGUUCAGUGUUUGUUAUCUGAAACUGCUUUGUAUGCAUUGGUUAACAGUAGAAAAACUAACCUGCCAUAAUUUACAAAAAUAUGAAAAUUUGAAAAUAGUAGGGGGUAGUGGGAUUGUGCUAUGCCUGAAGCAUCUAGAUCUUGCUUCCUGCUUUUGAAGCAGUUCCAGGGUAGUCAAUAUAUGAUUUAUGGCUGAUAAAGUAGCACUUAGAAUAUUUCAGUUUUCCACCACCAGCAGUUAUUACAUCAGUUGUCUACUCAUCUUGAGGUGUGCAGUAGGCCUGACUGGCCAGUAUUACAACCUUAGUCUGCUGUCUGAUACGUCAUUUGGUUGGAUUCUCUGAGUUAAAAUGUUAAAGAACAUAACUGGAUGUGUUUGCUUUUUGUCAGUACAACCCAUAUAGUUGGUUUUGAACGAAAAAUUGUAACCUGAGUUAAUUUUUUAUUAUGAUAGUAUAAUUCAGUCAUGUAUGAAUCUUAAGAAAGUGUUCAAGAAAGUGUUUGGGUAUAAACUUGAAGCAUUCCUGGCAUGAAGGUUAUAAUUUUGGAAAAUUACACGUGUGUUGAAUUAGGUUAUAGUCAUGAGUAUUUGAAGGUUAAGAUAUAUUCCUCUUGUAUAAAUUCUCAUUACUUCUUAGCAAAAUAUAGAUUUGGUAUCAUAACAAAUCAUAUAUUAGGCAGUUUGGUUACAUGUUUUUAAUUGAGCUGUUUUAUGCCAUAUGCAGGUAUUACAGGUAUUUCCAAGUGCAGUUAUAAUAUCCAGAAAGAACUUGAUGUUUUAGACUUAAUUUUAUAUUACAUAUUAGGAAAAUGUGUUUGAAAAUAGUAGAUUCCAUAAUUAUUUCGUGUGAUUUAAUAUUUAUUAUAACAAAUUGAAAUACAAAUUCCAAAUAAAUACUCAUACAUCUUAUGGUGUCCUGUAAGAAUUGGCAGCAAUUUCAGAGAGAGGCACAUGAGAAGCUGUCAUACUUUCCCUGUGCUUAAACAAUUAAGUGCUUUGCCAUUUUCUUACCAUGCACAUUAUAGUUUUAUGCAUUUGUAUUUUUUCGUAAGUGAAAUUCCCAAUCAGAAAUUGUUACAUUAGCUGGACUUCUGAUGCAUUCUUUGCACAGAGUGCCUAGUGUGAGGGUUAUGCAAAUUUUCAAGAUUCUUAAGUUAUUUGCCUUGACUGGCUUUAAGUUCCAGGUCCUUCAUAAAAUUUGCUCCCACUUUCUUACCCUUGUUCAGAUUAUAAACAGUGAAGAACCAAUGAAGCCAAGAUUUAUAAUUUGUUCAUUAUGUCUCUCCUGUUUCUCUGUUAACAUGUAUGAUGAUGGAGCCAUAGAUACUAGUGUAACCAUGUGCACUGGAUGAUUUAUACUAUUUUUUGUCAUUUUGCACAGGUCAGAAAAGGAUUCUGAAUGAAGACAGGGGAAAUAAAUGAAAAAAGAUUCUGUUAUAGGGCAAUAUCAGCUAUAUUAACCUUUAACGAAGAAUGUUUUAUAUAUAUAUAUAUAUAUAUAUAUCAGCAAGUAACACCCCGCUCUGGCCAAGGCAUGACACUGCUCAUUUUGGGAGUGCUGACAGUUUGAUCUUGGGUUUGAAAUCAAUACAAACCCACACAAGGUCAUGUCAGUGGUUCCUCAGUGGUUCAUUCCUUAGCUAUGAACAAUGAAAUCGUCUGUCAAGGUUGAUAGUAUUUACGUUUAGAUAUGACUGUUUAUGACCUAGUCAGCCAAAUAGAGCCCAGUUUUAUUUUGAGAACUGAGGAGUAAAUAUGCAUCUAUGCUUGCAGAUUAGUGCUUCUAGGGCUUUCAAGGAUUGGUUUUCAGUAGGGCAUUAUCAGCUAGGAAGUCAGUGUCGGACUGUCAUAUAUUUCUUUGUAUAUCAUUUUUAUUUUGUGACUCGGAAGAGGUAUAAACCCACUGAGCCAGUAUUACUUUGUAAAUAAAAGGCAUCUUUGUCACUGUGACUUUUGGUAUCAGUGUCGGACUGGCACUCAUUUCGACUAGUAUUAUAAUUACUUUGCAUCAUUACGAGUAUUUUGUGAGUAAUACUAAGAGUGUUGCUUUGUCAGUCAACAUAAUUUAUUCGAUUUAGCUGGAAACCCUCCUCCCCCAAGACAUCUUCAAGUGCACGAGGCGAAUAUCAUGGUCAGUGGCAUUUCUUGGGGGAGGCAAAGUUCAUCUGGGGCCCAACUGAGUCGACUGGAGGUCACA